This is a messenger RNA of Aaosphaeria arxii CBS 175.79, 334 nucleotides long. RefSeq lists its product as uncharacterized. Lineage: Eukaryota; Fungi; Ascomycota; Dothideomycetes; Pleosporales. The coding region runs from base 118 to 300 and encodes 60 amino acids. The transcript has a single exon. The record is from RefSeq and is a predicted model, not a curated record.
UGAGGCACUUCUGAUCCAGGAUGAUUAGCGAUUAUAGCCAAGCCUGUACCGUAUGUGCAUACUCCCUAGACAACAUCUUUACUGGUUUGUGCGCGCUACGCAUAAAUUAAGUUGGACAUGACUAGCUCGGAUGAGAGGCCUUUUGGACGAACUGUGAUAGAGGACAUUAUCCAAUAUAUUUGUACGACAGAGAUGCUCUUGGAGAUUGCAGCUGUCUUGACAUUUCUGAUUGUCUCUAAGCUACAAUUACAUACCAGACUCCUUAAUCAGUUAAAACCACGUUGGUUCGGGUAUAAAUAGAUCUCGUGAGAGAAAUUUUUGGGUGAUCAUCAUC